Molecule: messenger RNA, 1023 nt
Organism: Bolinopsis microptera
Lineage: Eukaryota; Metazoa; Ctenophora; Tentaculata; Lobata; Bolinopsidae
Exons: 4
Coding region: 98-928 (276 amino acids)
Source: RefSeq, a predicted model, not a curated record
GGCUGCUAAAUUGUGCUUGCUCAGUCGGUCGCCAUGUUUUGAACUUUCUUCAAGUUUAUCCUUGAACCUGCAGCAUCGAUUUUAAAGCUGUAUUUGAAUGAAACGUCAACGAAACAGUAUGCAAAUGCAGAAGAUACCAAUCAUAUUGGCAAUUAUGCUGUCAAUGACCGGAAGAUCAGUCAAGGCUGAAAACGUAAAGAGAGAUAUAGUAAAUCUUAUGGAGAAAAUAGACGAACAAUGUAACGGUAACGAAGGUUGUUUGAAGAAUAUGUACAAGAGGCUAGAAGAAAAUAUCGGCAGUUACAACAAAAUAUACCCUGGCCUUCCAUACGGUGAUGCUGAUCAGAAUACGGCAGUAGAUACAGAAAGCUUCGGGCAAACAAAUGAGGAGAAUAUGUUAAUGUUAGAUCAUGUGAAAGACGAAUCUAAUGAACAGUUGGAACAUGAACUUGAUCAUCUGAAAGAUAUGUUUAACCGAAUCCAUACAAAUGCUGGCGCAGAGCUUAACAGUCCUUUUGGAACAGGUACACAAAUGGAAUCGGAAGACGAUUGGGGCGGUCUAGGAUCAUCAAAUUCAAUACCUGAAAACAAAAUUCGUGUAUUGACGGGCAUGGAUGUUAAUCUAAGCGAUGUAAGGGCUAUGGAUAAGGAAGAUAGGCUAAAUUGGAAACAAGAAAUGAGGGGAAAGCUACAAGAAGCAAAGGGAGAGCGCAAAGUGGAAAGGGAUGAGUUGAAAAGACAAAGAGAAGCGAUCAAAGACAGUAAACAUGAACUAGAGUACUAUCAAAAAGACAUGCUUCUUGAGCUAGAAGAAGAAAUCGCUGAGCUUAACGAGGAAAAAGAGGAAUUAUUAAAAGAGAAAGAAGAAAUACUACAAGAGAUUGAAAAUAGAGAUAAAAAUGAAGAACCAACCGAACCACCAUUCUAAAGUCAAAUACAUUGACUUUAAUUGCCUAAUUCGACACCAGAAAAUAAUUAUGUUGAUAGUGAGAGUUAAAUAAUAAUUGACUCAUGGCUGAUAGG